ACUGUAUGAACUUCGGUGACUCAAUAAUAACCUAAAUCCACCUAAAUAUUUCAUAAAAUAAAUCGUAGAAAUGGCAUUAUUAAAUUGUAUCAAUAAACUACAAGUUACAGUUAAUUACGCCUUAAAAAUACAAUAUAGUAAUGUUGUUGGAGGUAUGCUCGGGACAAUAAAAAAGAAGAAAGGUAAAUUGGGGCCUAUGAUGGAAAAGAAAGUUCUUCCUGUAGAAACUGAUCCUGAAAAACUACUUUCUUAUUGUUGUGGUUCUAAUAUAUAUAAAACAGGAGAAGAUGUAAAAUUAAAACCAGACAGUGAAUAUCCAGAUUGGCUUUGGUCAAUCAGAACUGGACCUCCUCCGCCAUUAGAAGAAUUGGAUAGGAACUCAAUCGAGUACUGGCGAAGAGUUAGAAAAAUGGGGAUGAGGCGAAACAACCAGCUUCAAAAAUUAAAAAGAACUUGAUGGAGAUAUUGACUGCAAGCCGAUAAAAUAAACCUAUGGGCUAAUAUCUGAUGCCCAUCAAAUGUGGAGAGGCAUACA
Agrilus planipennis (emerald ash borer) is the source of this 535-nucleotide messenger RNA. RefSeq names its product 39S ribosomal protein L54, mitochondrial (gene mRpL54). Gene Ontology annotation, molecular function: structural constituent of ribosome. The coding region runs from base 71 to 457 and encodes 128 amino acids. NCBI's taxonomy places the organism in Eukaryota, Metazoa, Arthropoda, Insecta, Coleoptera, Buprestidae. Gene Ontology annotation, cellular component: mitochondrial large ribosomal subunit. The transcript is spliced from 3 exons. The record is from RefSeq and is a predicted model, not a curated record.